Messenger RNA from Trypanosoma grayi, 1164 nucleotides. RefSeq lists its product as hypothetical. The transcript has a single exon. The record is from RefSeq and is a predicted model, not a curated record. NCBI's taxonomy places the organism in Eukaryota, Euglenozoa, Kinetoplastea, Trypanosomatida, Trypanosomatidae. The coding region runs from base 1 to 1164 and encodes 387 amino acids.
AUGGGGCCAUUGAGAUCUUCACUAAAGAGUGAGACGAACACCAACGGUCCAGAGUUAUCUGCAGCGGUGGCCAGCAGCAGCGGUGGCGACGGCGGCGAAGCAGGGGGCUCCACACCCGUAAUAAAGUCAACGCCAAAGUGGCACCGUGGAGGCUCUCGCGGUAUGGUCCACCCCGCAUACGCGCCUUUGGAGCGGGUCGAGUUACCUAAUGUGGAGGAAGAUGAGAGCCUCGAAGGAAUCAAACUGCAAGUACAGGUACGCACCCGCGAGAGCGGCCGUUGGUCCCCUCUUGUGGCAACACCCACCCAAAACAUGUGGCACUCCCCUGCGAAUGCGCGGAAUCCAUAUGGCAGUGAGACAGAGAGCCCCACUUCUGCUACUCCGGCCGUUGCGAAACAGGAGGUUACUCCCCCAUUCAGCCCACUGACGGUACCAUUGGAACCGCUUCCGCCGAACGUCGUGCACCGCGCUCUCCUCGGCAAAUGCCGCUUCAUUCCGUUCCCGACGCUUCCACCGUAUGACCCUCCGCCAACACCGCAGAUGAGAACCUAUCCACUCUUCAUUGGACAAGUGCGCUUUGAGGCGUCGCUGGCGGAGCUCAUGUGGCUCUUUCACCGCACCUCUGGCGCGUGUGCACUCACAAUUGAGGGCCGCGGCAGUGGUUGUUUCAUCUUGCACCUGAGGAGUGAAUCGGAACGGAUGCUCGUGCGGCAGUUGCACAAACGCAUUCUGUUUGAUAUUGGUGGGGUAUGGUUUGCCCGUACCUCGCAGGAAGUGGAUAGUCUGUGCGAGCACGUUGCACUUGACGGGCCGUACCUGUCGAAGCAGGCAAAGUUGCCACGCGACUCGAUGGUGGUUGAGGACAUCAAGGUGGAUGCCAAUGAUUCGCAUAUAAGUAAUCCCUUCUACUAUGCGCAGAGGGUGCCCACGCCCCCGUACGGUGGAAGUAUGGGAGGUUGGGGCCGCACAAGUAGUACAAGAAGUACACCAACAAGGGUGUCCUACAACUCCGUGACAUCUUCACCGAUCGAGGCACCGCUUCCCCCGGCCACGUGGUACCCGCCGAUGUCCCUCUACGAGGCUCCAGCGGCCGAAUCACCGCACAUGAUCUGCGGGGAAGAAUGGAAAAGAAAUUGUGUGUACAGCGGGGGAGCGAAGAGAUAA